CAAGAUUGCGCUGACUCCUUCCGCCCUCUCCUGCUCGCUCACGAUUAUCCAACGAACACGAUCGAGUCACAGUCAACUCCUCUAGUCUGCUUCUCUAACAUAUGGAUGGUUCGUCUUUCCCAUCACCACAAACGAAGAAAUUUGAAGCAGCAGAGCAAGCUGCAAGUUACUUCAUUUCAUUUCGGACAUGGCCGUCUUGUUUGCUGCUGCUGUCUUUCUUCUGCUCAUCACCGUGGCACAGGCGCAGGCACAGCCUGCAAAUACGCCGGAGGACUGCAACGGCAUACUCCUCACCUACAACCUCGACCGCCGUGUCAAGAUCAGGCCUUUCGUCGAUGCAGCCGACGACCAGCCCUACUCCUUCCAGGCCAACGCCACCCUCCUCAACUCCGGCACCCGCGCUCUCCGCUCCUGGACCCUGCUGCUCACCUUCGCCCAUCGCGAGAUCAUCGUCACCGCCGAUGGCGCCGUGCUCACCUCGGCCGCCGACCUGCCGUACGACACCACGGCCCGCAACGCCACCUCCUUCUCCGGCUACCCGCAGACGGACCUCCUCACCCCGAUCGCCACCGCCGGCGACCUCACCAAGAUACGGGCGACGCUCAUCCUGGUCGGCACGCUGUUCGCCGGCCCAGACCCGUACGUGCCGCUCCCUUCGGCGCUCUCGCUCGCCGACCCGUCCUAUACCUGCCCGCCGGCCAAGAACGUCUCCACGUUCCUCUCCACCUGCUGCGUGCUCACGCCCGAGGCCGCGGCGAACGAGACCGCCGGCGACUUGAACGCCGCCAGGAGGACGUCGUACCUCCCGCGCGGCACGGGCGAUCUGGUGAUCACCUACGACGUGCUCCAGGCGGACGACACCAACUACCUGGCGCAGGUCACCCUGGAGAACGACGCGCUUCUGGGCCGCCUCGACGGCUGGCAACUGUCGUGGGAGUGGCUCCGCGGCGAGUUCAUCGGCUCCAUGCGAGGCGCCUACCCGCGCCAUGUCGACGCCAGAGACUGCGUCUACGGCGCGCAGGGGAGCUACUACAAGGGCCUCGACUUCUCCAAGGUGCUCAGCUGCGACCGCAGGCCGGCCGUUUUCGAUCUGCCGCCGUCGAGCCGCGACGACAACGACAUGGGGCGGGUCAACCACUGCUGCCGGAACGGCACCAUGCUGCCCAAGUCCGUCGACGCCGUGCAGUCCAAGUCGGCAUUCCAGAUGGUGGUGUACAAGAUGCCGCCGGACCUCAACCGGACCAAGCUGUACGCUCCGACCAACUUCAACAUCUCCGGCGCGUCACCGCUGAAUCCGGAGUACGCGUGCGGGCAACCGGUGCGGGUGAGCCCGACGGAGCUCCCGGACCCGAGCGGGCUCGCGUCGACGACACUGGCGCUGGCAACGUGGCAAGUGGUGUGCAACAUGACGACGUCGCCGUCCAAGACGCCCAGCUGCUGCGUGACCUUCUCGGCGUUCUACAACGAGUCGGUGAUCCCAUGCAGGACCUGCGCGUGCGGCUGCCCGGCGGCGUCGUGCAGCAAGACGGAGCCGUCGAUGCUCCUGCCGCCGUACGCGCUGCUGAUGCCGUUCGAGAGGCGGGCGAGGGAGGCGGUGAAGUGGGCCGGCGAGAAGCGGCUGGGGGUGCCAUGGCCGAUGCCCUGCGGCGACAACUGCGGCGUGAGCAUAAACUGGCACGUGGCGACGGACUACGCCGGCGGGUGGAGCGCGCGGGCGACGCUGUUCAACUGGGAGGAGGCGGACGUGGCGGAGUGGUUCAUGGCGGUGGAGAUGGAGGAGGAGGGGUUCGAGUUCGAGCAGGCGUUCACGUUCAACGCGACGGCGGUGGGGAACAGCAGCAUGAUCUUGAUGCGGGGGCUGGAAGGGCUGCAGUACCUCAAGGGGGAGAGCAACAUGAGCGGCGGCGACUACCCGGUGGCCGGGAAGCUGCAGUCGGUGCUCUUGUUCAGCAAGAAGCAGAAGAGGAGGAGGAGCAUCAUCGGCGGCGAGGGGUUCCCGUCCAGGGUGUUGUUCAACGGCCACGAGUGCGCCAUGCCGCUGAGGAUUCCCAGCGGUGCCAAUCUUGUCCGAUCGCUUCCUCCUCCUCUUGUAUCAAUAAUUCUUCUGCUGCAGCUGCUACUCCAGUCAGUACUACUUGUGUAAAUCAAAUACUCGUCCACUCCGAUCAUCCUCCUACUUAUGAAAAAUGUGUAAUCUCUCGAGCUCAAGCAGCAAAGAUCAUCUGUGGCCUGACGGCCACACAGAAA
Oryza brachyantha (malo sina) is the source of this 2247-nucleotide messenger RNA. RefSeq names its product COBRA-like protein 7. The transcript has a single exon. NCBI's taxonomy places the organism in Eukaryota, Viridiplantae, Streptophyta, Magnoliopsida, Poales, Poaceae. Gene Ontology annotation, cellular component: membrane. The record is from RefSeq and is a predicted model, not a curated record. Bases 188 to 2143 code for a protein of 651 amino acids. Gene Ontology annotation, biological process: cellulose microfibril organization.